AUGACCAUCGGGAGGCCUCCGGGAGCCCCGGGCGGCGCUCAGUGGAGCCGUCAGGUAUUUCCCCCCAAGUCCUCCUCAGACUCGGAUACAGAAGAGGAGUUGUCUGGGGAUGGGCUGGUUUUGCCCAGGGCUGGCAAACUGGAUGACUUCCUUGGCCCAGAGGACUUGACGCUUUCUGAAUCUUCUGACUCAACUGGGAGCUUUUACGAGACCCUGGAGGUAGUAAAGCAGAAAGGCAGGUGGUGCCUGUUGGAAUCCCUUUAUCAGUCUGACCCAGACAGUGGUGAGAACUUCUCCGAAGAUGAUGAGGACCUGGAGAGUUUCUUCCAAGACGAAGGCAGGGGGAAGCCACAGGUCCAGUACCCCGUGUCUCCAAGGUGUGGCCCCACAAGGCGCUGCAGCUCGCUGAGCAGCCUUCCGUCCGACGACCCCAAGGGUCAGCCCCCGCCACCCUCAGGCUCCAGGCCUCCUUCGCAGCACAGAAGCCGCAGCUCCUGGGCAUCAUCCAUCACCGUCCCUCGGCCGUUCCACAUGACUCUGCGUGAGGCCCAGAAGAAGGCCCAGUGGCUGGCCUCCCCUGCCUCCUUCGAGCGGGAGAGGAAGCAGGCCCAGCGGCAGGGCCAGGAGGAGGCCGAGUGCCACCGGCAGUUCCGGGCGCAGCCCGUGCCCGCGCACGUCUACCUGCCCCUCUACCGGGAGAUCACGGAGCGCGGCGAGGCCCGCAGGCAGGCAGGGAUCCAGAAGAGGAAGGAACUGCUCCUCUCCUCCUUGAAGCCCUUCAGCUUCCUAGUGAAGGAGGAACAGAGAAAGGAAGCCGCUAAACAGAGGGAGUUAGCCGCCACAGCCAAGGCCAAGGUCCCCAAGCAGAAGGCCACCAGAAGGAUCCCCAAGUCCAUUCUGGAGCCAGCCCUUGGGGACAAACUCCAGGAAGCAGAACUCUUCAGGAAAAUUCGCAUCCAGAUGCGAGCCCUAGACAUGCUCCAGAAGGCCUCCUCCCCCGUCGCCUUCUCCGGAGGCCGGCCUGACCCACAGCCUCGCACAGCUACCCGAACCCAGAAGGAAAAGCUUGCGUUUCUGCACCCUGACUUUGGAUUCCAGCCUCGGGUGAAUCCUGCCGUCCCUGACUACGAAGGCCUUUACAAGGCCUUCCAGAGAAGAGCUGCCAAGAGAAGGGAGGCCAGGGAGGGGACCCGCAACAAGCCCUUCUUGCUGAGAACCAGCAGCCUGCGUGGCGCUCAGCGGCCCAGUGAUGCCGCCACGUCCGGAGGGAGGAGGGACUCUCCACAGCCACCAGCCACACCGCUGCCAAGGAGUCGUUCUCUGAGUGGCCUUGCUUCCCUCUCUGCCCACACCCUCCCUGUGCACAUCACGGACAUCACCAGGAAGAGGGAAUCUGCAGUCAGAAGUUCACUUGAAAAAAAGGACAAAGCAGAUGAGAGUACUCAGUGGUUGGAGAUGCACAAAAAGAAGUGUCAAGCGAUGUCUAAAUCCGUGACCUUGCGUGCGAAAGCCAUGGAUCCCCAUCAAAGCCUGGAGGAGGUGUUCAAAGCAAAGCUGAAAGAGAAUCGGAACAAAGACCGUAAAAGAGCAAAAGAGUAUAAGAAAGAAUUGGAAGAAAUGAAGAAGAGAAUACAGACAAGGCCGUAUCUCUUCGAACAAGUUACCAAGGACCUUGCCAGGAGAGCCGCAGAACAACGGUAUCGAGACACCCUGCAGCAGGCUGGGCUGGAUGAAGACUUUGUGAGGAACAAGGGUCAGGGCAGCCGGGCUGUGCGAUGGCGGGAGCAGUCAGUAGUCCGUGACUGUCCCAGGUACCAUGAAACUACAAAACUCAGCACCAGAAAUGCACAGCAGGAUUUAGAAGAAUCUCUACAGCAGCCUACAAGCCCCAAGAAAGAACUGGAAGAGCUGUCUUAUGAAUUGCUAGAUAAUUUCAAAUCACUUGCUUAA
Messenger RNA from Neomonachus schauinslandi (Hawaiian monk seal), 1950 nucleotides. It is a transcript of the gene FAM161B, whose product is annotated as FAM161 centrosomal protein B. The record is from RefSeq and is a predicted model, not a curated record. Gene Ontology annotation, biological process: cilium organization. The transcript has 9 exons. Lineage: Eukaryota; Metazoa; Chordata; Mammalia; Carnivora; Phocidae. Bases 1 to 1950 code for a protein of 649 amino acids. Gene Ontology annotation, cellular component: cilium.